Molecule: messenger RNA, 780 nt
Organism: Closterium sp. NIES-65
Lineage: Eukaryota; Viridiplantae; Streptophyta; Zygnematophyceae; Desmidiales; Closteriaceae
Source: the annotation of a GenBank genome assembly
AUGAUCAACAAAGAAAAGGGCACCAAGGGGAACGGCCUUCUUGGUGUACCGAGGACAUGUACGGCGCCAAGAAUGCCGCGGAGCAUCAUUCCCUCCUUCCGGUCCGUGUCCUGUUCAUUCUUAUCCCUCUUCCAGCGGAGUGACCAAGGAGACGCGCGGGAGCUUUCGUGGUGUGCGAGGACAUGUACGUCGCAAAGAACGCCGCAGAGCAUUGUUCCUCCUUGUCUUCUCCCUCUCUUAUCCCUCCUCCAGCGGGGUAACAACGGAAACGCGCGGCACGCCUUUCGUGGUGUACGCGAGGACAUCUACGAUGCCAAGAACGCCGUUGAGCAUCCUCAGCGCGCCCUCAGCAUUGCCUACCUUUUCUCUCCUCGUGUUUCCCUUCAGAGACGUGACAAAGGAGACACGCGGCACGGCCUUCGUGGUCGGUGUGACAAAAGAGACGAGGGGAACAGCGUGUGUGGUGUACGACAACAUCUACGACGCGACACCAAGAACGCUGUGGAGCAUCAUUCCUUCCUGCGUGCUUCCUCCCUGUAUCAUUCCCUUUCCAGCGGAGUGACAAAAGAGACGCGAGGCACGGCCUUUGUGGUGUACGAGGACAUAUACGACGCCAAGAACGCGGUGGAGCAUCUGUCGGGGUUCAACGUGGCCAAUCGGUACCUCAUAGUGCUCUACUAUCAGCAGGCCAAGUUCACCAAGAAGAUCGACCAGAAGAAGAACGAGGAGGAGCUGGAUAAGAUGCAGAAGAAGUAUGGCGUGUCGGGGGAACAGAAAUAG